Molecule: messenger RNA, 3339 nt
Organism: Dama dama (fallow deer)
Lineage: Eukaryota; Metazoa; Chordata; Mammalia; Artiodactyla; Cervidae
Gene: SYCP2L
Product: synaptonemal complex protein 2 like
Exons: 33
Coding region: 1-3339 (1112 amino acids)
Source: RefSeq, a predicted model, not a curated record
AUGCAGAAGCGGCGGGCGAGGGUUCAGGGCGGCUCGGGUGGAGCCCUGUUCUUGGGAGCGGUGCUGAAAAGUCUCCACCUGGAGCGCAGCGCGGGCGCCAGGCAGCUGCCCGCACGUUUAUUAAAGGUGCCCCCGCCCCGCGGCCCCGCGCGCGGUGCUCCGCCUUUCCUCGCUCCCCGCCCGCUCCCACCCUCCAGGGACCUGCAGGGCCGGUCCCCCACUCCCAGGCAGGGCGAGCGACGGAGGGGAGGUGGACCUGAGCCCUCGAGAGGAGGACGCUUGGAACCUGCAUCCCGCCAAAUCCUCACCCCCGCGCGCCUAGCGUUUGGCAUCGCCGAGCGCGCACACGGAUGCAGCGUGGCACCCGGCGGGAAGGACGCCCAGUCCAGCGUCUCUUGCAGGAUUACAGCCGCUUCCUUUGGCGAAAACCCUCGCCGGCGGAACCCGGGAGGCCGAGCGCGGCGCGGUGCGUCCGGCUCUGGGCGUGCGCCCUGGUUCGGGUACGUGGCGUCCUGCCUGAGCCUCGGGAUGGGGGAGGGGGACGCGGGGGCGCACGUCCGUCGGGCUCUGGGCUCCGAGCCUGGCGUGCUCACCCAGGAUGCUCGGCUUCAAUCACUUAUUACCAAUGCAUUCCAUGAUGAAGGAUUUCAGAAAAUCAAAGAAUAUUUUCAGGGACAGCGCCAUGUUCCUCAAAAAUAUAACAGUCUUUUAUUACGCCAUCUUGACAGAUCAAUAAAUAAGGAACUGGAUAAAAAUGAAUUCCAGCAUGUUUCUCUGUUGCUGAAAUGUAUCCAGCGAUUCUUCAUUGAUGGCCUCAAAGAAGAUGAGCCUUUACUGAUUAAGCAGGGUCUGAUCCCAAAGAUGGUUUCCUGGUUUGAAAGAACAGUGGGAUUUCUGACCAUGGCAGACCUAGCCUCAGACACAUCUCUGAAGAACGUGACAGAAGAUUUUUUUGACACAGCCUUGACUAUUUCCAGAAGUAGUAGUAAAGGGAAAAUUCAGAUGUUGAAUUCCUUCAUAUUGACCUUGGGAUUUCUAGUGACAGAAGAAGCUGUAAAUCCUUUGAUCCAACGGGAGGCACUGAGGACCUUGAACGGCAUUCUGCAAGCUGUCCCUCGGGAAGAGAGAAAACGGCUCCUCUUGUUGGAAGGCCCCUGUCGCCUUAUGAAAGACCUUGCAAGGACAAUCUUGACUGUGGGUGAUUAUGACCAGCAGGUGGCUCUCUGUGAAGCGUUGUGUAGACUGACGAUGAGAAAAUCCAGGGAGGACUUUGUCCCUCAGUGGUUUGAAGAUGACACCAUAGCUAAGGCUUUCAAAGAAAUUAACGACCGAGAAUUUGAGACGGAUUGUAGACGGUUUGUCAAUCACCUAAAUGACAGACUUGGUGACCAAAGAAGGGUCUAUUCAUUUCCAUGCCUUGCUGCUUUUGCUGGUGAGCAUGAGAUGAGAAAACCUGCAGAUGAAAAAUUAGAGAAAUUUUGGAUUGAUUUCAACCUAGGGAGUCAGAGUGUAACUUUUUAUAUAAACAAUCCUGAGAGUGAUCUGUGGGACUCAGUAAGACUUUUGAAGGAAGCAGUGAUGAAUUUCAGCAUACUGGAAACUGAGAUGAAGAUGCUCAAAAUUUACCUGAAGAAGCCAAUUAAUAUCCGAAACAAAGAAGUGAUGAAAAUAGAAAUCCAUUUUGAACUGCAAUUCAACAUAUCACAAGCUUCCAUUAAAGCUUUAGGAGAAGACAAACAGGUGAUGCCUGACCAGACAAAAAUCUCAGCCGUUUUUGGUGAAUUAGAGAAAGAAGACCCUGAGAUUCCUAGCAGCCACAAAAUAGAGACAGACCAAGCAAAGGACUCCACCGAGCCGGCAGAGGUAACCGGGGCUGAAGACAACCACCACCUGAUAACUGUCCCCUUAAACAAUCAGUCUGAGCCUGCUUUUGAUUAUAGGAAACACCUUUUCUCGGAGAGUAAUCAAGAUUCAAGUAGUAGUGGCAGUGAGCUGUCUUGGGCCGGUAACCGAAAAAGGAAAUCCUUGAAGUCGUAUCCUAGUAGGAAAAAGACAAGAACCAGGAGAAGCAGCUUAAGAGUCUUGCCGCCUUUCCCUCCCAGUAGUGGCAGCGACCUUGAGAAAGAUCGAGUUAAAAUUCUAACACCCUUAUCGAAGGAUGCCUCCAGGCAAAAUAAUGUCACACCUCCCAAAAUUUCUGGAACCGAAUUUCAGAGUAGUUCUGCCUUUUUAACUCCUGAAGAUUCUGCCCAGAAAACAAAGCUUCACAGUCCAAGCCCAGUGAGCGAUCUUUCUUCGCUGGGGCACUCAGAUGUUGAAGAAAAUGUAUCUAAGUUGCGACUGCGUUUGCUCUGCACGCUGCACAGCAGGCCGGGUGCUGACAGCCUCCUGUCGCCUUCCCUGGUGCGUGCUCACGCUUGGUGCUUCCUCCCAGUCCUGCCGAACACAGCCGACCGUCACGGUGCUAAGUGGAAACAGCCACAAUUGGAAGAUGGUGGUGAACCAGGAGCCCUUUCCUCGGUGGCAGAGGAAGCUGAGUUGGCAGAAGGCAUUUCAACUUCAUCCUUAAACGUUACGCCAGAGAACUUGAAAGGUUCUGUGAUGAUCACCGCUUUUGAAAACUUCACUAGAGAACUGAAAAGAAACUAUGAGCUUAGGUACAGAAGGAGCCCACUUUAUUCCAAAAAUGCAAAGGAAGUACCAGAUUGCCUGAUAGAACUUUUAAACCAGAUAUAUCGUCGCAGACUGAAUAAACUAGAACAGUUUCACAGCUUUGUUCUUCAAGAGCUGAGCAAUCUUGACAAGGAUAUCGACGUUCUCCAACACCUUGAGGACGAUGUUCUGGAAUUUUGGGGGAAGCAGUCGGCUGACCUGAAAUCGUUCUGUGAACUGCAGCUGCAGAGUACUGAGCAGAUAAUAGAGAAGCAGACGCCGUCUCGGAUCCGGAGGACUGGCCGCUGGUGGCUGAAACCUCUCUUCCUGGGAACUCAGGACAUGGUGGCUUUGCGACUUGGCCAGGGAGACUCAGGUCUCUGCACCUUCCUGGUGAGAGUGGCCACAGCCAGGCUCCAGGGGAGGCUUGCGGGCAGAGGACUGGGCUUGCCGCUUUGCACGCCCGCUUUGCACGGACGCCUCAUGGCCAGUCCACAGGCUCCCCCCGAGGCCCUGAGGCACGUGCUGGCCCUGCAGCUGCUCCGCUUCCUGGCCGUCUUAUCUGCGGUGUGCACGCCGAGCGCCCACGUCAGACUUGCUGCCAGCCGCCUUCCUGAGGCCAGGCCUCCUUCACUCCCGCAGCUGCGUGAGGUCAGCUUCCGGGGGAUUCACGUGGCUUUCACCUAG